Molecule: messenger RNA, 2218 nt
Organism: Pseudo-nitzschia multistriata
Lineage: Eukaryota; Bacillariophyta; Bacillariophyceae; Bacillariales; Bacillariaceae
Source: the annotation of a GenBank genome assembly
GCAGCGGAGACAGAAAGAGCUCGAAUACCAGCGACAGCAGCUGCUGUCCGCCAUGGAAGAGAGAAAACAAGUAAUGCAACGGAUGCAGCAGUCGCUGCAACAAUCGGGAAUGAUUGAUCCACAGCCGCCGCAGCAGCAGCAGCCCCAGCAACAGCCGCACGUUCCCUUUGAGCGGAGGCAUUCGUUGUUUGGGGGCAAGGUAGGUGCUCUGGAGGGACCCGACCUGGAAGCCACCGGGAUGGUGGAUGGACACCGGUUUUCCUCGAGGUUCGAAACCGAAUACGGCGGUGGGCGUCGCGACGAUCGGCGCGGGAGCCUGGACCUCCUAGGCGUGGUUGCGGGGGCGACGCAAGAAGCCGUUUCCAACCCGGACGUCACCAGUAGAAAUAAGAGCGCUACUGGGGACUUGUCGCCGCUCGGCAGCGGGGGCAAACUUUCACCCGGUCCGCUCCUCGACGCCAAGGACACGAGCAAAUUUACCAGCAUUGGAAAAUCAAUCGCGCUGGGAUUGCCGGAGGAUAAGGACUGGCUUACUCCCCUUCAUUGCUUUGUGCGGCUCCAUUGCGUCGAGGUCUUUACAGCGACCAAAAAUGAUGUUGCCGUACCCACUAAAGGAAAGAGAAAGCCAAUUCAGGUCGGCCAGGUUGGCAUUCGUUGUCCCCACUGUCACAAGUCGGACAUGGCACCUUUGUCCCGRGAACGAGGGAGUGUGUACUACCCAACCAGGUAUGUAACUUUUUUUUAUUGAAAAUUUCACGGUCAACGUUAUGUUCGCUCUUUGAUCGAAGCAAUGAUAUUGCCGUAACAUGGAAGUCUCUGAUCUUUCUCUUGACCCCAAUCUUGAUUUUCCUUUAAUUUUUAAGUGUAUCCUCGAUUUAUAACGCCACAAUGAAUUUACUGCAGCGUCAUUUGCACAGCUGUAAAGCAGUAGACCCGGAGAUUAUGCGACGAUACGAAACAUUGAAACUCGAUGAUGCCCGCAGCGGUACGUCGAAGUCAUAUUGGGCAAAAAGUGCCCUUAGUCUAGGUCUGGUCGACACCAGGGAGGGGAUACGAUUUUCAAGUGCAAAACCACCACCUCUUCCUAGGUUGACCAUGGAACAAAAAGCUUCUGAUAAUUAUCAUACCGUGAGGGGAAACAAUGAUGCAUUCUUCAAUUCAGCUAGCAAUACUAUUAUGGGUUUAUCCAACAUUAACGAAUCAUCCUAUGCCUCCAAAUAUCCUGUAAAUUUCGAACCAGUUUGUGAUGGAGGUCCCAGCAAAGGCUCUGAAAAAGCAGAAAUCCAACACCCGUUAGGUCUCAGAGAUAUAACUUCCAGUAAAGAGAAGGCCGYUCCGGAUGUAAACACGAUCAAAAGCUCUGGAAGCUCUGCUCCGUUAGUGACCGGAAAGGAUGAAAAGGUUGCAACCCAGUUUUCUUUUUUUCUGCUUAGCCAAAUGCAAACGUGUGUAUUCACCGAGGCUGAUCGCCUSGGGAAGCGCAAGGGUCUUCCCCCGGGAUUUCCGGGAUUGGCGUGCCGCCAUUGCUUUGGGGGAUACGGUUCUGGRCGUUUUUUCCCAUCGAGCAUAAAAACGUUAUCGGACACGUCCAAAACGCUGAACGUCCUUUACAACCACAUGAUGCGGUGUCGGAAAUGCCCCGCUGAUGUUCGCGGCACCCUCCAGAAAUUUCGCACGACACACGACGAGGAACGUGCUAAGAUGAAAUUUGGCAGCCAAAAGGCAUUCUUCGCGCGCAUAUGGGAUCGGCUCCACGACAACAACCCGACCGUAGAUGUCCGGAAGCGAAAAUUCAAUCAUCCGAAAAAAGAAAAACCGAAAUCUWUUUCGAAAGACAUUGUCCUCAAUGCACGAUCUACUGCUCAACAGGCCUUGAAUAUGCAAAUAGGUGGCGGGCAUCUGGGCCAGGUUCCUUAUUUGGAUGCUGCCAACUCCUUGUCGGGAGGACUUGGUGGUCUUUCAACAGCCGAACUGUUGAAUGGAUUGGCUGCUGGCAAUAUGCUACCGGGCAACAACAUGUUGAAUCCCUCGGUAUCGCAGCAAUAUCUUGCUACYGACCCAGAAUCAAACAAGCGACUGAAACUGCAGCACUUCAUUAACCCCAAUCCCAACAUGAGGUGAUUCUUCCGUCAGUUGUUCAUUCUAGGUUCUCAAUGAUUACAGUUYUAAGGGGCAUAGGACAAUAUGUUGUACUUCUGAAUAAUCAAACUUUAAUUUU